UUUUUUUAUAUACUCAUGAUGCAGGGCCUGCUGGAUAGGGCGCCAUUUCUGGGCAAAAUACGGCACUCGCCGCACACAAUCUGGGCCAUGGCGAGCAUAUUUCUAUUCAUCGACACAUUUAUCUACUCGCUGACUGUCGCCAACCUUCCGGAUAUCCUGCAGGACACAAUGCAUGUCUCCGAAUCAUCAAAUGGUGUGGUGACUGCCAUGUUCGGCAUAGGUGCUAUAUUUGGUGGCUCCAUCGCCGGCAUGCUCAGCGACAGGCUGCAUUUCCGCUGGAAUCUGCAGCUCGCUGCAGCACUAACAUACACUACAGCAGGUGUCGUAUUCUACAUUUCAAAGCACUACUACCAGCUGCUCCUUUUCCGCUUUAUCAACGGUAUUGCAUCCGGUAUGGCCUGCACCAUGCUCUACUCGGCCGUCGGCGACGUGUAUCCUGCAAACCUGCUAGGGUUCAAGGUGGCAAUCGUGUAUUUUGCAAACAACAUUGCCUACACUAUUGGACCAGUGGUGGGGGAGCGGCUGUUUGAUGCGGAUGGGAUCCACGGGACAUCGUCGAUUGUCAUUGCUUUCGGGAUAUUCGAGGUGGUCGCCCUGAACCUGUUUAUCAAGGACUCACUGGUCUUGCGCAAGGAGCUGAACCUGGCUGAGCCACCAGUUGGCGGGCUGCUGGACACCAGCUCCAAUAACCCCUCGUCUCGAAAGGACUACCCAACCAGCGACGAAAUCGAUGGUGGCUUUUGUCCGAGCCCCGCUGGCUACUCGGAGGCCAACUCAACGACAAAGGCAAUGCGGCACGCAGGUCAGGUGGCAGGAAGCGAGCAGGCGGGAAUCCCACUCUGGAAGCUCGUGUUGCGCUUGCCUGUGUUUGUGGCGAUAGUAGCGAUUGUUGCGUCAAUCGGCGUGCAAUGCACACUCGAGGGACUGGUUCCUUUGCACCUGGACGACAAGUUUGGAAAAUCAGACAGCAGCAUGGCUUUUGUGAUCUUUGGCUUGGCGCUGACUAUUUUCGUCCCCUGCGUCGGGUCCCUUUCAGAUUGGCUCAUCGAAAAGUGGGGUGAGUCGAUGCGGUACUACACCAUGCUCUUUGGAUCCAUCGCCUCCAUAUUCACGAUGCUGAUCAUGGCUCUUGCAAACACAUACGCGGUCAUGAUGGUUGGAUACGUGCUCUUUGCGUUCACCAACCUGUGCAUGGUUAUUCCAAGCCAAAGUGCUUUUGGCGAUUUUGUCAACUACACAAAGGUGGACUCUAUGGCCCAGAGCUACGCGCUAUCGACUGUGGCAUGGGCUAUUGGUGCUAUUGCAUUGCCGCCGAUCGGCACUGCACUGUAUUCAGACUACGGAUUUACUAAGCCACUUAUCGGCAUCAGCACAGCAAUAUGUUUGUUUUGUGCUGGUGCAUGUGCGAUAUACCCGAUUCGUGAGCGUAUGAGGGGGAUAAAAUAAUAAAAC
Molecule: messenger RNA, 1452 nt
Organism: Linderina pennispora
Lineage: Eukaryota; Fungi; Kickxellomycota; Kickxellomycetes; Kickxellales; Kickxellaceae
Product: MFS general substrate transporter
Exons: 1
Coding region: 19-1446 (475 amino acids)
Biological process (GO): transmembrane transport
Molecular function (GO): transmembrane transporter activity
Source: RefSeq, a predicted model, not a curated record